Tachyglossus aculeatus (Australian echidna) is the source of this 3183-nucleotide messenger RNA. Its product is annotated as adhesion G protein-coupled receptor E3-like. Gene Ontology annotation, cellular component: membrane. Bases 1 to 3183 code for a protein of 1060 amino acids. Gene Ontology annotation, biological process: adenylate cyclase-activating G protein-coupled receptor signaling pathway; cell surface receptor signaling pathway. NCBI's taxonomy places the organism in Eukaryota, Metazoa, Chordata, Mammalia, Monotremata, Tachyglossidae. Gene Ontology annotation, molecular function: calcium ion binding; G protein-coupled receptor activity. The transcript has 22 exons. The record is from RefSeq and is a predicted model, not a curated record.
AUGGAGUUCUAUUUCCUUCCUCACUCCACAGAUGCAUGCCAAACCAACAUCGUUUGUCCUAAAAAUGCAAGUUGCAAGAACAACUAUUGCAAAUGCAAUAGUGGAUUUAAAUCAAGCUCCAGAAAAGAAAUCUUUGUGGACCAAAAUGUAACGUGCAAUGAUAUCAAUGAAUGUAAAGAAAAUAAAUUUAUUUGCCCCAUCACUUCAUUUUGCCAUAAUACCAUAGGAGACUAUUACUGCAAGUGCCCUGAAGGGUAUGCAGUGGAGAGUGGAGAGACCACCUUCAAGGGGCUAAAGAUGAGAUGCAGUGAUAUCAAUGAAUGUAAAGAAAAUAAAUUUAUCUGCCCCAUCAAUUCAUUUUGCCAUACUACCAUGCGAGACUAUUACUGCAAGUGCUUUGAAGGGUAUGCAGUGGAGAGUGGAGAGACCACCUUCAAGGGGCUAAAGAUGAGAUGUUAUGAGGGUUCUCGCUCUGUCCUCCUUCCUCCCCACCUCUCCAAGGGCGGCAGCCCCCCUCAAAUCCGGCCCAGCAUGUCCGGGGUUCGCUUCCUGCCCGACUGGGGCUGCCUGACUGCCCGACUGAGACCCCAUGGCUCUCUCCAUUGUGUUCAUCUUUUCUACUUCCCUCCAUGGAUGAUCAUGGCAAAGAAACACCUGAAUUUAAUGGAAACAUCUCCAGUAGGUCCAGAAAUUGAUGCCUGUUUCCAAGGUUCCGGCUGUCCUCAAAAUUCUGACUGUCAUAACGGCUUGGGGAGUUACACCUGCACAUGCAGGGAUGGCUUUGCCUUCAGGAAUUCGCAGUGCGAAGGUUCUGUGGCAAUUCAUUCUUAUUUGGAUGCUCGCAAUUUUUUUUUGGCUAAUCUCAUUUAUGUUGAUGAGUGUCAGAACACCACAGUUAGUCCUGCACAUGCAACUUGCAAAAACAAACUUGGAGGUUAUUUUUGCACUUGCAGAAGGGGAUUUGUAUGGAGCAGGGGAAAACAGAAGUUUGUGGGUGGAGGAGUAGAAUGUAAAAUAAAUCUCAACAACUGCUUUAAGACCAAGAAAGAAAAUACAUUUUCAUCAGAGUGUGAAAUGCAGUUUAAGACUACCUAUCACCAGGGAAACAGCAGUCAGAUUUGCUCCCAUUUGAUGCGACUAUCUCAGGGAUGUGGAUAUGGAAAUGCUUCACUUCAUUUACAGGAAAUUAUAAAGUUUUCCAAUGCACUCUCAAACAACAUCUUCCAAGUGAUUCCUGGGAGAAAGGAGAAAAUUCAGUUGGUGACACUCUUUCUGGAGAGUGUGCAAUCAGGUGUAUUCUCGGCUGCCCUCAGACUUUCCGCAGAUGAAACCCUGAGGGAGGAAACUGAGUUUAUGGGUAUUGAAACACGUAUAGUUAAGGGCCCCUGCACUGCGGAAAACGAGAUAUUCCACCUGAUGGCUAAAAAUGAGUCUAUGAAGAUUCACUGCUCUACGGUUGACAGAGAAGACUUGGAAGGUGCUGUUGUUUUCAUCUCCUAUGCUACCUUGGGGUCCAUCAUGAACGAGAGUAUCACACAAGGAGAACUGCAUGGUUUCCACUUGAACUCUAAGGUAGUGAGUGGAACAAUUGGACUUCGGAAGAAUAUUUCCCUCUCUGCCCCAGUUAACUUCACUUUCCAGCAUGUUCAGGCAUUAACUCCAAAGGAACGGUCUCUUUGUGUCUACUGGAACAACAUAACCUGGUCUAAGCAAGGCUGUGAGGUCAUCUCUGCUGAUGAAAAUCAAACAAAAUGCAGCUGCAACCAUCUCUCCACCUUUGCUGUCCUCCUGGCCUCCACCAAGUUGAAGGAGGACCCUGUGCUGACCCUGAUCACGUACGUGGGGCUGAGCCUUUCUCUGCUGUGCCUCUUCCUGGCCGCCCUCACGUUCCUCCUGUGCCGCGCGAUCCAGAACACCAGCACUUCCCUCCACUUGCAGCUCUCCGUGUGUCUCUUCCUGGCCGACCUCCUCUUCCUCACAGGAAUAAAACGCACGGAGCCUGAGCUGUUAUGUUCCAUCAUUGCUGGGAUGUUACACUAUCUGUUCCUGGCCGCCUUCACCUGGAUGCUCCUGGAAGGGCUGCAUCUCUUCCUCACUGUCAGAAACCUCAAGGUGGCUAAUUACACCAGCGCCAGCAGGUUCAAGAAGAGGUUCAUGUACCCCUUUGGCUAUGGGAUUCCAGCCGGGAUCGUGGCCAUUACAGCGGGAGUUGGCUAUCAAGGCUACGGGACCUCCAGUCACUGCUGGCUCAAGGUAGAAGGAGGGUUUAUCUGGAGCUUCCUUGGACCAAUAGUUACAAUCAUCAUGAUGAAUUUGUCCUUUUAUUUGACCACCCUGUGGAUUCUGAGAGACAAGCUAUGCUCCCUCAAUAAAGACGUGUCCAAGAUCCAAAAUACAAGGACACUGACAUUUAAAGCCCUCGCUCAGCUCUUCAUCUUAGGCUGCUCAUGGUGCCUCGGGUUUUUACUGGUCGAGCCAAUGGGUGACCUCUUCAAAUCUGUCAUUGCUUACGCAUUCACGAUUACCAACAGCCUGCAGGGAGUCUACAUCUUUGUGGUGCACUGUCUACUCAAUUACCAGGUGAAAGAAGAAUACAAAAAGUGGUUUAAGGAGAUGCAGAAAAGGACUGAAACGGAUUCCUAUGUGCUGUCUGGCAGCACAACCCAUACCAGGAUGGAUUCCAAAUCCAAUUUCAAUUUCCCUCACACUUGCUGUUUCUUAGCAGUCAGUAGCCCUUCUUCAGAAGACUUUGGUGGAUCAUUUCCUUUAGAAUUGUGUUGUGCCAAGUCCAACGUGGAUGGAGGGACCCAGGACAUCACUAGUGCUGACUUCCUGCCACAGCAAGAACUCAUAGCAUCUCAAAGCGUAAGGGAUCAACUUAACUAUCAGAACUUUCAGGGAAAUACCUUAAGCUUCGGAUUCACUUUAACUUGUUUUGCAAUCCCAGGGCCAGAGAAGAUACAUAAAAAUGUAAAGGAAGAGAUGGAUCUAAAAAGGAAAAAAGCAAUAUUUUGCAUGAAGAGACUAAUAGGUGAUUUAUAUCAGUUUGAAAAUAAGGCAGAUACAUUGUCCAAGACCUUUCUGAAGGACUUCACGUGCUCCUCUAAAAGGGCGGUCAAGCAUAUUGAUUCUGGAGUUUGUGAAAAACCAUUUUUGGAAGUCCUGAGGGAUGUGAGACUCUAG